UCAUGUGAAUCCUGAAAUAAGGUCAACAUAUUAAACAUAUCAAGAAUACGUGUUUAUAUUAAUAAACAUAUCUAUGAAUACAACACACAUAUCUUCUACAAAUAAAAAAAUGCUAAGGAUAUUAUACAGUGGAUAAACAUAAUUUAAACAAGUGCACACUUUACUACAUAUCAAUACCACUGAGGACAUAUCAUCAAACCCAUCGAGUGACACCAAUAGUACCAAAUCAGUACCUAUGCAUGUACAUAUGUACAUAUUGUAUGUAUAUUCAGGAAAUCGAGAAACGUAAACGUUCCAGUCAAAGUCCAGCUGAGCUGUCACGCCAAGUGCGCGAAUCACGUAGUGUGGGACACACACAGCAAACCCUCUCUCCCACCGGAGCCCCACCCAUAUUGCAUUGCACUUUACAAACUACCGCAAACUACCGUGACUAGCCGGCUUUAUCGAGUCCGCGAAACAAGUUAGUCAAUUCGAAUAAUGCGCAUACGAUAAGAUCGAUGCUACCAAAAAACUGUAUGUCCCUCCAUGAUAUUCCCAAACGAAAAGAAGAAAGAACUAUGGCGUUAUGCGUCAAAAAACAAUCCAGGUGCGAGCGAUGGGGUGCCAGGACCCACACAGCCACCACAGCCGCCGCCCCCUCCACAUCGACACCGCCUUCAGAUGCCGCGGGCUACCUCGUUUGGCUGCAGAAACUCCUAUUGCGAGGAAACUUCCUUACCGAUGCGUCAAACUCCCCCGCCACCAUACAAUGCGAUUCCUUACGCCACAGACUGUUGCGGCCCUUACUGCCAGAACAACAACGGCAUCCCCAACUCAAACGCCAACAACUGCCGCCUCCCCCGCCCACCACUAAACUACACACAACAGCUAGUACCACGUGGCAUCACGGGUACGUUGGGAUCACCAUCACCCGCGUCCAGUGCCACAGAAGACUCGGACUUCAGCUAUACCAAACCUGGGUGCAGCUGCGUAAGCUCUGGCGACGAUAUGUUCAUCGACGAAAACGAUCAAAUGCACCACCAGACCUCAAAGUCUCCCCCUUCUAUGGCAACAGUGAGUGCGACGACGUUUCGUACGACUGCAGCAAACAUGUUUCGCAACUGCUGUGGCGCCGGCGGUCACGCAGCGGAGGCCAGCAGCGGCUCGACUUGCUGGAGCCGAGACCACACAAUUCCGUUCACGAAACAAUCGCACCCCCAACUGACGAACAUUUCCUGGACGACGGGAUCCACGCAAGCUCCCGAGACGCCAAAUCGAAAAGAUUUCGAUGCCCUGAUGAAGCUGCUCAAGCAGAAGCAACAGUCCGAACUUUUGCGUGCCGUCAAAAGCCGCGUGGAUCAUCCCUCAAAAAAGUCAAACAUCGACGCCGUAAUUGCCAACCCGCCAACCUUCUUGCAGUGCAUUCUGAUCAAGUGCACUACCUCGCCAGCCGACAAGGAGCAGCACUUGACCGCGUGUCGACUGUUCUUUUGGCCCAGCCUCAGGAGCGGCGUGGAGCUAAAACGCCUGCCCGCCUGUCCCAGCGCACGAGACUGCGUGUACAUAUGUUGCAACCCACUGCAUUGGUACCGCAUAAUAAACAUCAGCGAUACAGACUCUUCAGUUCCGCCAUACCACCGUUCAAAAAUGCUGCGACUGAAAGAUGCAGAUUCCGAAGAAGAAGACUCCCAAAACGACAGAAAGUCAGCACCGACCACGUGGAGCCUGCAAAGCAACAGCUUUUCGAGCAGCACCUUCAAGCAAGCGGAAUCGCAGUUUCUUGGCCCCAGUCUAGAGUCGUUUACCACUGAAGGAAAAGGUGACACAGUCAACACUAGGGGUUGGUGCCAAAUUGCUUAUUGGGAGCUUUCUCAUCGAGUUGGAGAGUUCUUUCACGCCAGAAAGACAACUGUUAAUAUCUACACAGAUGGGAUUGUGGACAGUGGUGGAGAUAGCAUGUGCCUCCGAGAACUAACCUCAGUGGGCAGGGGACCUCACUCUGACGCUGUCCAAAAUACACGUCAAAAAGUCGGGCUAGGAGUUACUUUGAGCCUUGAAAGCGGCGAUGUUUGGAUUUACAAUCGAGGCAACGUGCCAAUAUUUGUGGACUCUCCAACACUAGCCGAACAUUUGGACCGUGUCUGUAAAGUAAUGCCUGGUUACUGUCUGAAGGCCUUCGAAACUACCAGGGCUCAACUGUUGCUCACAAAACGGUCUCAAAAUCAUCCAUUGGGACCCAUCGACCGAUUUAGCAUGAAAAUAAGCUUUGUCAAGGGCUGGGGUCAUACAUACAAACGGCAGGAUAUCAUGGGCUGCCCCUGCUGGCUGGAAGUGCACUUCAGCCACCUGCGGUGACAGUACUUGCUGCUGGCCCUUACGACAGUAUUUUCACCAGCAGCGCCCUAUUUGGCCGAACCUCUUUGUCCUGACCAACAGUGUUUUUGGCGGAGUGAAGGAGACUUGCAACGCUCGCGCCAACUGCUGCGCAAGGUGCAAAAGUUGUUGACCACGUUAUGUGGUAAAAUUUGGCUGGUUACAGAUACAGAUGCAACCACGGGAAUGAAGAGCUUGAAGCUGCGAAUACCGAGCUGCCGAUAAGCCAUCAAACAACCAAUCAUUUGGAACCACAAAGGACUGCAAAGAAAUCAUUUAAAAUGUUUACAUGAAUAGCUUCUUAAAAUGUUUCAAUUAACUGGAAGUAGGCACAUCGAAAUUAAGCUAUAAAACAUUAGAUUCGCAUUAAGGGAGGAGUCUAUGAGUGGGGGAGCUUGAAUUUAAGUAAAUAUAUGGUAAUGAUUGUUAAACAUGUAUACAUAGGUAAAAUUUAAAUACUGUGAUUCACUCUAAAUAUACACACAUAGUGCAUAUGUACAUAUGUACCGACGCAUAGGUCUAUGCGAGUAGGUCUGACAAACAUAUAUUAAAUAUUUAAAUUAUUUAGACAUAUGCAAACACAUUGCGCCAAUUCAGUUUAACUAGAAACGAAUAUGGAACCUUGUUGAACGCUCCUACCCCUAUUAAUUGAGGUAAAACAUUAUUAAAAUUAAACAAUUUUAAGAGAACUGCAUGUACAUACAAACAUAUAUACAUACAUAUGUACAUAGAUACACAUUAGUUUCCAUUCUAAAUUCUGGCGUCCACGGAUAGAAUUUUUUCGGAGCUAGCCAACGUCAUGUUCAAACAUUUUUAUAUUUUAUGUUGAUAUUUUGACGAUUUUUCAUUUUGAUUUACCGAUAGUAGUAGACAUCUCUUCCCUUCAAAAUCUGACCUCGGCAUGCUGAUUUUUACAUACCUCCAUAUAGUUCGACGAUCAGUAAAAAUACCCUUUAGGCUGGCAAAUACAAACGUUUGGUUGGUUUCUUUAUAAAUAAAUGUUUGACCAAUUCUUCCUGUGGAAGCUUUAUAUAGUGACAAGAUCCGACCAAUUUCAUAAUACCCUUAAACAAACACCAUAUGAAAAUUGUCUAGCUGUCAGUUUGGGGAUUUUAUCUAAAGUCUAUUCGUGUUUAAAUGUCGCCCGUUUCAGUUGCAUUUCUAGAUCCAAGAAAUGUAAAUAUGAGCAUUGGGUGUGGCAUUACAAAUCCGUGCGCUGGAAUUAGUAUUGUAUCCAUGUACAUGUAACAAACCGUGUGGCAGCCUGCAUUAAUGGGCUAAGAUUAAUUCAAACCCGAUAACAACUUUGUUUAAACUUCUCAGUGUUGAAUAACAGGAGACUUCAGAGGAAUGGGCUUAAAUUAAAUGGUAUAUAAUUUAAGACACGAGUCCAACAAAGUGUAAAAUAAUAAAUUAAGUUAAAUAACUGAGCUGAUUUGUCCAGUCUUUUAAAUUUCAAUGAGACAGAUGUACCAUCGUAGCUUAAAUAUGAUCAAAUAUAUAAUCACUGCAGUUAUACUGUUAAGUUUCAACAUAUUUAAAUGCAAUUUCAAUAUAUUUACAAAA
Messenger RNA from Drosophila guanche, 3918 nucleotides. RefSeq names its product mothers against decapentaplegic homolog 6 (gene Dad). Gene Ontology annotation, cellular component: heteromeric SMAD protein complex. Gene Ontology annotation, biological process: BMP signaling pathway; regulation of transcription by RNA polymerase II; transforming growth factor beta receptor signaling pathway. NCBI's taxonomy places the organism in Eukaryota, Metazoa, Arthropoda, Insecta, Diptera, Drosophilidae. The coding region runs from base 526 to 2334 and encodes 602 amino acids. Gene Ontology annotation, molecular function: I-SMAD binding; transcription regulator inhibitor activity. The transcript is spliced from 7 exons. The record is from RefSeq and is a predicted model, not a curated record.